UGUUUCAGGGGAGUGUGGCAGGCUAGUUUUUCCUCCUCAUAUGGCAGCAGAGUCGGUGAAAUGUACGUGUGUGUGGCUGCUGUUGUGGCUCUGUGUCCGGCUGUCCGACACCAAACACACCCGCGUGUCGAUGGACGAUGACCUCCUGCUGCCUUACGCUGAUGGCCACGGCCCCACCCACUCUCACCGCCACGUCAGAAGCUGUCAGCCCAUCGCUCACGGCAACACCACCCACGAGAGCCAUCCAUCCAGUAACCACAGCGGACGGCCUGUCGCUGACUCCACGUUGUUUGCGUCUGAUGUGCCGGGAAGCUCCAGAUGGGUUUACGGUCACAUGACGGUGGUCCAUGACCCGUUGAGGACGGUGUCUGUGUUGGAGCCAGGAGGCACUGGCGGCUGUAAAAUGAACCACAGAGUGUCAGUGGAGGAGACGGCUGCGGCUGCUGGGUGUCUGUACGCCCAGAACGCCGGCUUCUUCAACACACAUUCAGGCGCGUGUUUGGGCAACGUGGUGAGCGACGGCAGGAGGGUUCAGGACAGCGGCGGAGUGCAAAACGCCCAGUUUGGAAUCAGAAGCGACGGCAGCCUGGUUUUCGGGUAUCUGUCACAGGAAGAUGUUCUGGACGAGUCCAACCCAUUUGUCCAGUUGGUCAGCGGUGUGAUAUGGCUGCUGAGGGAUGGCGAGGUUUACAUCAAACAGAGUCUGGAGGCUGAGUGCGACAAGAUGCAGGAGACGGGGCACCUACGCACUUUUGUAGAUGUGGUGUCGGCCAGGACGGCAGUGGGCCAUGAUGCCGAGGGAAAGCUAGUCCUGUUUCACAUCGACGGACAGACGGGAAUAAGAGGUAUGAGUCUUUGGGAGAUGGCUGAGGCCCUGAAGAAGUAUGGAGUGAUCAAUGCCAUUAAUCUGGAUGGAGGCGGGUCUUCCACUUUUGUGGUUAAUGGCUCACUGGCCAGCUACCCCUCUGAUCAUUGCAUACCAGACAGCAGGUGGCGCUGUGGUCGGAAGGUCUCCACCAUCCUGUGUGUCCAUCCACCUCGGUGCCAGCCAGCAAACUGCAGCGGACACGGUGACUGUGUGGACGGACACUGUAGGUGUCAGGAGGGCUGGCAGGGCGUCGCUUGUGACUCGUCGGUGUGUCAGACGUGUGGACCCCACGGUCUCUGCCUGGCCAAUGGCUGUGUCUGUGAUGCUGGAUGGAGAGGGAAGAACUGUAGCCAAGUGUGCCUCCCUGGUUUCUAUGGUGACGGCUGCAGUCAGACCUGUUCCUGCAAUAACGACGGUUCCUGCAACCCCAUCGACGGACGCUGCGCCUGCCCUCCUGGUUUCCAUGGUGACACCUGCGAACACACGUGUUCUCCGGGUUUCUUCGGUCCAGCCUGUGCUCAGGAGUGUCACUGUGACAACCUGUGUCCAUGUGACCCGCAGACUGGAAGCUGUAAUGUCACACUGCGAGGAGAAGCCAACUACACCUUACACAGAGCUGGACACUGCCUGGCCAAACAGAUGUUUACAACAUGGAGACAAGAAGAAGACGCUAACAGAGAGCAGCCAUAUCUGACAGAGCGAAUGUGGCUCAUCGUCACAUUCACCCUGGCUUCUCUCCUGUCGGCCAGCCUGCUGGUUCACAUCGUACAGGCGUGUCGCGGCAGGGUGGCUUCCCACUUCCCCGAGCGCCGGGAUUACUCCUACGUCCCGCUGACCGACAUCAACGGAGCUGCUUCACGCUCCAGAGACAAAGCUGGAGCGUCACGGGAGAGGGGUUUCGAAUUGGACAACUCAGACUCUCAGGAUGAAAUCUGGUCUCCGUAGCACUCAGGAAGGUCGUAGCAGUCAGGAGGACCAAGGACGCUAAGUGGAGACAGUGUUAUUGCACAAAGAGAUGGAACUAAAUUAUUAAUUUAAUCUUCUAAUCUUUGCAAAUGUCCAUCGACAGUCUUGCUGAAAUGAUACGUUCUGUAUCGUCUGUCGGCACCAAACUGCCCAGCAGGUAUUUUUAGAGGAAACCUUUGGGAGCUGUUCAAGUGUUUCGCUUGCGGCCUUUGUUUGGAGCCAAAACUUUUGAAUGUGAUGAUGAAAGAAAAAUGGUCAAAGCUUUAUUCUGUCAGCAGUCUCAGCAUCCUGGCUUGAGGUUUUAGACUUUUUCUCAUCUGAGGUGAUGAAUUUUGAACUCUACAUUAUUACAAAACAAUGUUAUUAGGUUAUCUGGAGCUUAACCCUGGUUUUCUCGGGUCGGUCUCCAGGGUAGCAGGGUAAACGACUACAUGGAGAAGGUAAAAUCAUGUCAGAUCUGCCAACAGCACGAGUUGACCAAUCAGAUCACAGGAAUAACUGAGUACAGGAAGUAUGUAGCUUGCAAAAAUUAAUUAAAAAGCAAUAGAGGCAAUUUUAAUAUGUCAUCACAUGUACUUUGAUACCCAUGAUCAUUUUUCAGUGACAUUGAAGGUAUCUGUAGAUCUUGAAAGGUCUUAAAAAUGGUGAUUUCAAAGACUUUAAAGAUAUUAAAGAGUCUUACAUUUCAGGUCCCCCAAAAAGUUAAUGAAACCAUAAAUGACUAAAAAAAAUUGCUGCAGAUUCAGUUUCUGUUAAUAGAAUAAUCCUGUCACUUCAAAUAAUGAUAUACAGCCAGAAACUAUCAACAAAAAUAAAAGUGUCCAUACAUUUGUGUAAUGGGUAAAUGGUCCUAUGCUUUGGUUCCAACACGUCAUCACCAGUGUCUUCACCCAGACUAAUUAACUGUAAUUUGCGAUACAGACUCCUGAUAGGAGCUGUAAUCAGAUGAACUUUAACCAGAAGGACUGUGACGUUCAAUGCAAACUGGGUUUUUAUGUGACAAUUUUUUAAAAAUCAAAACGAGUAUUUUUCUCAGUAUAGUCUGUGCUCAAUGCCUGAAUGUGAAAUAACUAUGAUAUUAUAUAUUAUAAUAUUCUAUUAGAGUUAUGUAGGAGACAUACAAGUUUGAAGAUGAGGAGCACAGUGUGCUUGAAUGUGUGUGUGUUGCAGAGGCAGUGGUUCAGGUGGGAGUGGGCGUGUGCACAUGCGGAAGUGUAUGUGUGUGUAUAAAGGGGUGCACUCACCUGUGUCACAGAGGGAAGGAGGAGAGAGUCAGGGUUGGUUAGUAGCCACAAUGUUUGUUGACCGCUACCCAUUCAUUCAUUAAUCACCUUUUUAUCUGUUUAUUCCGCUGGUUUUCAUUUUUUCCAUUCAUCCAUCUUUUGCGCUGUGAUAGCUCUGUGCUCUUUUGUCCCAAUAAAUACACAAAAAGCAUA
Molecule: messenger RNA, 3270 nt
Organism: Stegastes partitus (bicolor damselfish)
Lineage: Eukaryota; Metazoa; Chordata; Actinopteri; Pomacentridae
Gene: nagpa
Product: N-acetylglucosamine-1-phosphodiester alpha-N-acetylglucosaminidase
Exons: 13
Coding region: 41-1813 (590 amino acids)
Biological process (GO): secretion of lysosomal enzymes
Source: RefSeq, a predicted model, not a curated record